UUGUAGCCAAUUACAACCCACAGUUGAAUAUGAAUGCAUAAAUAAGGCGUAGCUUGUGUCUAAGUUUUGGCUACGACUGACCGAGGGUGGGAGGUGGCGCGAGAGCGAGGUGUGCGUGCAUGACAUAAACGUUGGAGGGUCCUGAGGGGAUGGUUCAAACCCCAAAAAGUAGUUGAGCAAGGGAGACCAACAUCCAACAGUCAACCAUCACCUCCUGGCUGUCAGCCGUGAGUAACAAAGACCAGAGUAGUGCAGCUGUAGAGGGGGUCUGUCUGGCAACGCAAGCUGUGCAGGAAUAUUGCACCAGACAUUAUAGCCUACUUUUCUCAAAUUGCAUGCGCUAGUAUGUCUUCUUCGGUUGUAAGAGAAGCUUAAGUUGAUUGUCUUGGUGCUAAAGCUCUGAUAGGGAAGUCAUGAACAGGGAAAAGGUUCAGGUGGGAGACGUCUCAGUUGCUGCUCCGCCGGCGUCCGGUGUGACUGCCCAAACAGCUGUGAUCGUCGUGGCCGCUCCGGAAAGCAUGGACAAUCACGGCGAGAAGCGGCUCUCUGCCAACGCACUGUCGGUGUUUUCCUGCCCCGGGGGUAGAGACAUACUGCAAGCGGACAGUCGAAACAACUCUCCACGUCAAGAGCCGGCUCCGGUAGCAAUGCCAAUGCUUCACCGGACCACUUCAUUUUCGGUUUUGGACAUUUUGGACCCAAAUAAAUUUACGAGCAAAAAGCCAAAUCCUAACCGGACAGGCAGCGAAUUCGCCUUCGGGACAGAGAACCGUGGAGGUGAUGACUCGAAUCAUGAUGUAGAGCAGAAGUCUUAUGCAGACGACUAUGACACAUGUCAAAAAUCUACAGGACUGAAGGAGGGGUUCAUGUGUGCCUACAGAUCCGACGAAUGCGAGAAUGAUUUCAAAAGAGGCUCCCACUCUGACAGCGAGAUGCAGGAUGACGUGUGUAGUGAGGAGAGCAGCAGCGCCCUAACUGGAAACGCGGAGGGGGAACUGGGACACCAUGAUGACGACGACCAGGCGAGCAAGAGCCCAAGAAGUCCUGGUGGACAGCAAACUCAACAGUCAGGGUCGAAUGGACAAAGUAAUCAAGGAAAGCCGAAGAGAAAGCGCUCUGGCUCCGAUUCAAAGUCGGGUAAGCCCCGAAGGGCCCGGACAGCAUUCACUUACGAACAACUUGUUGCACUGGAGAACAAAUUCAAGUCCACCCGAUACCUCUCUGUGUGUGAGAGGCUCAAUUUGGCACUGUCACUCAGUUUGACUGAAACUCAAGUCAAAAUCUGGUUCCAGAACCGACGGACCAAGUGGAAGAAACAAAACCCUGGCGCAGAUACCAGCGCCCCGACGGGCGGGGGCCAGAACGGCCAGAGCAAUGGACUAGGGAGCCUGAGUCCACUCAGCUCGUCUCCUCCCAUGAGCCAUCUGUCAAUGCACACGGGCUACCCAGGUCACGGACCAGGCGGGCUAGUCUGCACCACCCAAUUACCCUUUCUGCCAAGUCAUGCGGUACUGUCACCUUUCAUGUUAGGAUCUCAGACUUACGGAGCGCCUGCGUUUUACACUUCCCACCUGUAAAGAUAUGGAGAUACGUAUAGAGUUUUGCGCCCAAACAUCAUGUUUUCGGAGGCGUCUAAAAUUCACCGAUAUUAUCAAAAUAAUUGACUCCAAUUAGAUAUGAAUUUAAUAACCAUAUUAAACGUAUGGUUUUAGAGAACUAAAGACAUGCCCUUAACUAAAGACUUCUUAAAUGCACUUGAUGCUGUAGAUGGGAAGAACUCUGAACAUUUCAUGUUGUUUCGUCAAGGACAAGUGCUCGAAGAAAAUCAACCUUUACCAAGGAAAGAAGAUUUUGUUGUAUUUGACUUUUGAUUUCAUUUUGAUAGUAUGUGAAUACUCGGGGUCAAAAUGUACAUACAGAUGUUGACAAAUAUAUGUCUAGCUUUUAAUUUCGAAUGCAGUUCAUACAUAUUAGAGUUGAAAAAAUAGGCCUACAUGAUGUAUAUAAAUAUCGUUCAUUUACAUCUGGAAUGGCUUGACAUAUUGUAAUUACUGUGUAACUAAACUGUGAAAGUUGAAUAUGAUUAUUUUCAUAGAAGUUUUCCCUAUUCAUUUAUUAUAUAGGCCUAUAGUUAAUCUACCUGAGAAUAUUUGGCUCUAAUGAAUGCUCAUUUCAUCUGGACUCGUCUUUUAUAGUAUAAGACAAAGUAAAAUAAAACAAUAGGCUAUAAUUUACAAACGAAUAAGCUACUUUAAUACGAAUAUUAAAUAGAUUAAAUCUUCUUUUAGUCGAUUCUUUCCACCAAAUUUAAGGACAUUUUGGAACUGAACACAGUGUCUUUUCACCCUUUUUUAAUUAAACGGUUAACUCCACUUAUAAGUUUUUGGGGCAACCGAUGUUAUUAGGACCUAAGUUGCAUUUUCGUCGAAAUGAAAGCUAUAAAGCUAUGGAUCAGCCAUAGCUAAUAUCUAUAGCAUAACUUAUAAUAAUUUAAUUAAAUUACCUAUAAAUUGUCGGUUAUUGGCUAUUGUACCCGUUGCAUAAACCUAUGGUGUUCAGGUAUACAAUUUUAUUCAGCAUGUCUCUACUUCGAUUUAUUGAUUUGGGCAAUUAUUUAUAAGAAAUUUGACAACGGCUCCCUGACUCGAUUAUUGAUGAGGAAAAACAAUCACUGGUAAUUUAAACGCAAACUUGUUUCACAACAUUAUAGGCUAGACUGUCUUCUCGGACAUACGCUUUCUAAGAAGGGUUUUGACUUUAAAACAUUAAGAACAUCAUGCCACAUUCCCGAUAACCUAAUGUGCUUGUGCGUAAAACACAAUUUAGGCUAUGGAAUAUUUGAACGAAUUAAUAAUUAGAUGCCUAACAAAAUACAUUGUAUUUCAGCAACUUUUUCAAAUGUUUUUGCCGUCUGGGAUAAGGAGGUGCAUUUGAAUAGGCCUAGGGCUACUUUAAAAGUGCAAAAACUAUCCAGUCAAUCAAAUUGUAUUUGUCACAUCCGCCGAAUACAACAGGUGUAGUAGACCUUACGGUGAAAUGCUUACUUACAAGCCCUUGUUUUGAAAUGCAUGACUCAAGCAGACACUCGCUCCGUCAUAAAACAUAUGACAUUCCAGCCGCAAUGGUGCAACUUUUGCGCUAUCGAGUCAAGUUAGGUCUAUUCUAAAGUAUAGUUUUGUCGAAUUCGUGAGGACGAAAGUGACAUGGAUACAGCAUUUAUUUAUAUUAUUUUAGACCUGAUGACUACUUCGCUUCAAAUAGGAAUAGUCUGUCCUCUGUCCCUAACCAGCUCUCCAAAAUGGUGAUGAAAUGGCACAUGCCAGCCAUGAUGGAACGCGAUCCUGGAAUCGUUCUAGAAUUUCACAUGCAGGUAUGGCCAAACGCAAAAGCAUGAAACGACUUAGCCUAAUAUAGCCUGUGUAGAAAGUGCAAACAAAUGUACAGAUUGUGGAAUUAUUUAGUGCAUGGGGUGCAUUGAAAUUGGGACGCACAUACCCGACCGUUGCAGAAAGUAGGAUAGCCAAACGAAGGGUAUUUCUUGUUAUGUGCCAGUUGUUUUCAUCAAGUCCGAGUCUUGGAGCAUUAUGUUGGACAAAAUGUAAUUUUUAAAAGGUUAAUUAUGUAAAUAUUAUAUUCGACACGUUUUGCAGUCAAAUCAUUAAAUUCAUUUGUAUUUCCCAUUGCAGUGGACAGCGCACUGCGCGACAUUUGUGCAGAAAAAAUCUUACUUUCGUUUGAAUUGUUUCCUAGGCAAUAGUGUAAUUAUCAUCUUAAAUAAUAUUAACGAGAGGAUAUUGAUAUCAGUUAUUUUAUUUAAUAAUAUGACAAUUACCAUAGAUAUAUUAGUGAACGUAGACAUAAGCUAAACAAAACAUCUAAAAGAGUAAAACAAUAUCUAUGAAUUUGUAGGUUAUUAUGAUUUUUUACCAGGAAAUUCUUGUUUUUAAAUGCAUGACUCAAGCAGACACUUGCUCGGUCAUUAAAAAUAUGACAUUCCAACCGCAUGUUGAAUCCCUGGGCAACUUUCCAGUGAUGUAGGGAGCUAGAAGGGGAUUCUUAUUUUUAAACAUUUUUAUAAAGUAGAUUUUCAGAUGUUAUGUAAACAAUAAUGCAAGAAAAUUCGGCUGACAGGCCCAAAUAGAAAAAAGGCACAAAUUGGGGCUCAUCAAAUAAUAUUUGAGCAGCUGGCACCGUGGACUGAAUGAGGUAAACUUUUAUCCCAGGAAUGUUAAAUACAUUUCAAUAUUAAAGAACGACAGCUUAUGUGCAAACAAUUCGUUUAAUGUGCUCCCAAUGACUAGUAGACAGUACCUUGAUGCAAUCAAAGCUCAACAUUCACUUUUUAAUGCCUCCCACCAGACCUGCCCAAUUGGUGCCUGCCUGACCCAAAACAGCCAACUGGGCCUGAAGAUAUCCUUCCUUGCCAUCAACACUCACUAAUCCAACACAAGUACAUUCACUAUCAUCAUCAUACUACUACACAACAGAGAAAACAUAUAUAUAAAAAAAAGGAAGAUAUUUUGUCAGGUGAAUAUUAAAUUAUUCAUAUUGAUUCACAGGCUGUAUUUCUCUACCAGUCCAGAGAAGUCCGAUACAGGGCACCUAUUGGCAACCUAUAGAAGUUUCUAUAAGCCCUUACAGUGCUUUCAAACUCAGACACAGAACUGUAUGGGAGUCAAGAGCAACAUUUGUUAAGCUGCCUGUCACAACAGUUAAACAUUUGUUAAGCUGCCUGUCACAACAGUUAAACAUUUGGUUACCACUUACACAUAAUAGCAUUGAUACAUUAAGCACUCAAUGGUUGUGAUAAUUACAAAAGAGAUAUUGGAAAAAUAGUUACAGUGCAAAAAGCUGUAAAAAGAGUUCUGCCAUUGAAAAUCCCAAAGGGGGACUACAUUAAGUGUAAAUAGCUAACUGGUGACAAAGAUUGGCAAAGAUUAUUUUUUUUUUUU
This is a messenger RNA of Salvelinus sp. IW2-2015, 4952 nucleotides long. It is a transcript of the gene nkx1.2lb, whose product is annotated as NK1 transcription factor related 2-like,b. Gene Ontology annotation, molecular function: RNA polymerase II cis-regulatory region sequence-specific DNA binding; DNA-binding transcription factor activity, RNA polymerase II-specific. Gene Ontology annotation, cellular component: nucleus. The record is from RefSeq and is a predicted model, not a curated record. Lineage: Eukaryota; Metazoa; Chordata; Actinopteri; Salmoniformes; Salmonidae. Gene Ontology annotation, biological process: regulation of transcription by RNA polymerase II; cell differentiation.